AUGGAGACCACAAAUAAGCAACCACUUCUUUCGGAGACGGACGAGGAGACGUAUCUUGUUAGAAACCGGUCCUCGACGUCCUCCUUCGUCAUACACAGCGACGACAUUCCUCCGAUCACUGGAACUCGCCAAUUCUGCCUCCAAUUUCUGGUCGAGUCGAGGAAGCUAUGGUUUCUAGCGGCCCCCGCCAUCUUCACCACCCUCUGCCAGUACUCUCUCGGGGCCUUCACCCAGACCUUCGCCGGCCAUGUCGGCACCCUCCAGCUCGCCGCUUUCUCUAUCGAGAACUCCAUCAUCGCCGGCCUAUCUCUCGGCGUCUUGUUGGGAAUGGGGAGCGCGGUGGAGACCCUGUGCGGGCAGGCGUACGGGGCCGGACAGGUGGAGAUGCUGGGCGUGUACCUUCAACGCUCGUGGGUCAUCCUCCUUGCCACGUCAUGCCUCUUAAUGUUUCUCUACAUAUUUGCAUUCCCAUUCCUGGUGGCAAUCGGGCAGACUCGGGCCAUCUCGCGUGCAGCGGGGAAAAUGGCCCUGUGGAUGAUCCCACAGCUGUUUGCGUACGCCCUCAAUUUCCCAACCGCCAAGUUCUUGCAAGCACAGAGCAAGAUGGUGGCCAUGGCCUGGAUCUCGGCCGUGGCCCUGGCCCUCCACGUGGCGUUGAGCUGGCUGGUGAUGUUUAGGCUGGGGUGGGGGAUGCCAGGUGGCGCUGCUGUGCUGGACGCUUCGUGGUGGUUCAUUGUGGGGGCCCAGCUAAUUUACAUAUUCAGCGGGCCCUGCGGGAAGGCGUGGCCGGGCUUCACUGUUCGGGCUUUUCACAACCUCCGUGCUUUAGUCACCCUCUCCCUUGCGUCCGCCGUCAUGAUGUGGUUAGAAGUAUGGUAUUUUAUGGCAUUGAUACUGUUUGCGGGAUAUUUGAAGAAUGCACAAGUUGCCGUUGCUGCUUUAUCCGUUUGCACAAACAUUCUUGGCUGGACAAACACGAUAUCUAUUGGAUUCAAUGCAGCCAUAAGCGUAAGAGUAUCAAAUGAAUUGGGAGCAUCUCACCCAAGAACGGCAAAGUUCUCAGUGGUGGUUAUGGUGAUAUCAGCCUUCUUGAUCGGCCUCUUAGUUUCCAUCUUGCUUCUUAUCUUCCAAGACGAGUAUCCUUCCUUGUUUUCCGACAGUUUGGAAGUCAAAGGCGUUGUAAAUGACCUCACGCCAUUGCUCGCUUUCUGCAUCGUGGUCAACAGCAUCCAGCCUGCCCUGUCUGGCGUGGCUAUCGGGGCUGGGUGGCAAGGUUUGAUUGCGUACGUAAAUAUUGUGUGCUAUUACGUUUUUGGUAUUCCUUUGGGUCUGAUUUUGGGGUAUCCGCUGGACAUGGGUGUUAGAGGUAUAUGGUACGGGAUGGUAUCAGGAACAGUUGCACAGACUCUCAUACUCUUUUGGAUUGUGUAUACAACUGAUUGGGAGAAAGAGGCUUGUAUUGCUGCCCAAAGGAUCAAGCAGUGGAAAGGGGAAGUGAAUAUCAAAGCAAAUGAUGAUGAGGAGAAACGAGCUCAAUAG
Molecule: messenger RNA, 1539 nt
Organism: Striga asiatica
Lineage: Eukaryota; Viridiplantae; Streptophyta; Magnoliopsida; Lamiales; Orobanchaceae
Source: the annotation of a GenBank genome assembly